Molecule: messenger RNA, 6321 nt
Organism: Colossoma macropomum (tambaqui)
Lineage: Eukaryota; Metazoa; Chordata; Actinopteri; Characiformes; Serrasalmidae
Gene: etf1b
Product: eukaryotic translation termination factor 1b
Exons: 11
Coding region: 106-1437 (443 amino acids)
Biological process (GO): cytoplasmic translational termination
Cellular component (GO): cytosol; translation release factor complex
Molecular function (GO): sequence-specific mRNA binding; translation release factor activity, codon specific
Source: RefSeq, a predicted model, not a curated record
CCCUAAGCCGGACCACGCCGCGUACAGCGAGAGUGAACCGGCUCCGAACCGGAAAACCAGCGGCAAACUGCGAACAGCCUGUCUCUCAUAACGACACGCUGAAAGAUGGCGGACGACCCGAGCGCGGCGGACAGGAACGUGGAAAUCUGGAAGAUCAAGAAGCUGAUCAAAAGCCUUGAAGCAGCCAGAGGGAAUGGCACCAGUAUGAUAUCCCUCAUCAUCCCUCCUAAGGACCAGAUAUCUCGUGUGGCUAAGAUGCUGGCUGAUGAAUUCGGGACGGCCUCGAAUAUCAAGAGCAGAGUGAACAGACUCUCAGUGUUGGGUGCCAUCACCUCAGUACAGCAGAGACUCAAACUCUACAACAAGGUGCCUCCCAAUGGUCUGGUGGUGUACUGUGGGACCAUAGUGACGGAGGAGGGCAAAGAGAAGAAAGUUAACAUUGACUUCGAACCAUUCAAGCCAAUCAACACGUCCCUGUAUUUAUGUGACAACAAAUUCCACACAGAGGCUCUCACUGCGUUGCUCUCAGAUGACAGCAAGUUUGGGUUCAUUGUGAUUGAUGGCAGCGGUGCUCUGUUCGGAACUCUACAAGGCAACACAAGGGAGGUGCUGCACAAGUUCACAGUGGACCUGCCCAAAAAGCACGGCCGAGGAGGUCAGUCCGCUCUGCGUUUUGCCCGUUUGAGAAUGGAGAAGAGACACAACUACGUGAGGAAGGUGGCAGAGACGGCCGUGCAGCUGUUUGUGUCCAAUGACAAGGUCAACGUGGCUGGGAUGGUUCUUGCUGGAUCAGCUGACUUCAAGACUGAGCUUAGCCAAUCAGACAUGUUUGACCCGAGGUUACAAGCAAAGGUGUUGAAACUGGUCGACAUUUCUUAUGGAGGAGAGAAUGGAUUCAAUCAGGCCAUCGAACUCUCUGCUGAGGUGCUGUCCAACGUCAAAUUCAUCCAAGAGAAGAAACUAAUAGGGCGCUACUUUGACGAGAUCAGUCAGGACACGGGGAAGUACUGUUUUGGAGUGGAGGACACGCUCAAAGCGCUGGAGAUGGGAGCUGUGGAGAUCCUCAUUGUUUAUGAGAACCUGGACACUAUGCGCUACGUCCUACGCUGCCACGGAGCCGAGGGCAGCGCGCCGGAAAAUGAUGAGAAGACACUAUAUCUGACACCAGAGCAGGAGAAGGAUAAGUCUCACUUCACAGACAAAGAGACGGGGCAGGAGCAUGAACUCAUAGAGAGCAUGCCGCUGCUCGAGUGGUUUGCCAACAACUACAAGAAAUUCGGGGCCACACUGGAGAUCGUGACUGAUAAGAGCCAGGAAGGAUCGCAGUUUGUGAAAGGCUUUGGCGGCAUUGGUGGAAUUUUGCGGUACCGAGUGGAUUUCCAAGGCAUGGAGUACCAGGGCGAGGAUGACGAGUUCUUUGAUUUAGAUGACUACUAGGUAGUCGAGACUGACAAUUGGAGAAUUUUUCAAAAGUAAAGGAUUUCCCCUCUGCUGCUCAGCGGACGACUUGGGGGGGGCGGCGAAGACAGUGAAUCGGCGACGAGGAGAUUACGAUGUGAGGGGGAAGAGAAAUGGUAUCUACAUGUAUGUAUCCCUGACCUUAGAACACAGUGACUCCAUCUCCUGACUGGAUGAAGCUGACUGGGUUUUGCUCCUCUCUUUACAUCGCUAACACAUCACAGCAACAGUACGGACAUGGACAUCCCACCCCGCACCCCCCACCCCCUGCCGCCCCUUCUCGGCUCUCCAGAAUACAUGCUGAUAGGCUGUGAGGUUUAUUUUGUUUUGUUUUUUUAAACCCAUCCCUGUUUCUUGACUAGGGCUGCACGAUAUGGACAAGCAUAACAGGUAUAUUACUUCUGUAUAUCGCGACUGGGAUUCCUUGCAAUAUAUGAAAAUGCACUGGCGACUCUGUAAUGUGAGCGUUAAAGAUUAACAAUAUUUUGACCAAAAUAAUCUUCUUUUGUUGGAUUACACAAAUACCUGAAUUCAUCAAAACACCCGUAGAAGCCAAUCCGCCUUGGCUGUGACUGAAAUGGAUCCCUGGCUGCAUUUUAGGUACCUGUUACGAACGUUUGCUAGUUUCCUUUUAGGGUCUGAAUCGUAAAGUGAAUUUGCAGUGUAAUUUUGAGGGCACUGCACUCGUCAUUUCUAGCGAGCACCGUAGAUCACCAAAGCUGCGAUCCGUAAUCUGGCAGCUAAGACGGUUGGGUCCUCGGUAGUGCUGUUCUUAGAAGGCUCCUAAAUUACAUUAUGCAAAACAGAACCGUCUACAAAACACUGUCAGUCAGCUGGCAGGCAUUUAUAUGAAUGAUGUAACGUGGCAAGCAAAACAUUUUGUUUGUGAUUAGAUUCUAUCCUGCAGCUAAAAACUGUUCACCUCACUGAAAGCUGGUGCAUUUCAUAGCCUGCGUUCAGUUUAGACCCUCUUUAAUACGAAACAGCCCAGUGAAUAUUUUACCGUAUAUUUUAAUGGCCGCUUUAAAUGGCGUGUAGUAGUUGGUUUCGUCUGUCGGUGUUUCUCUUAAAAUUUCUUUUGGUCAGAUGCGUGCAUGAAGAAUAGUCUGCUCCUUGAAAACUGUCAGAAUGUAGGCUUACAUCAGCUGAAUAUGUACCAAAGUGCAUCGCGAGUCCCGGUACUAAGCAGCACAUUAGUUAACGUUAACGGUGGCUGCUGAGCCGUUGAGCCGAAACUUUGGGGGGAUAAAAACAGCAGCUCUGUAGAGUUAAAAAGAGAGAUUUACUGCUAAUCAUACAGAACAAACACUUGGCUGGUUAUGGACUAAGAAUUAAACGUGUAGCCAAAAAAAGUGUACACUUUCCCCCCUACCUGCACGACCAUGUCUACAGCUGCGAAUAAGAAGCCACCUUAAACUAGUGCUGUAUUAUUUAUACAACUAGUGAACACUAUGGCACUGUUGCAGAAUGAUGAGUGUCCUAAUUAAUUUGAUUCAUGCUGCGGUAUUUGGUAGGUAGUUCUCCUCUGUAUAGCAUAGUACUAAAGAGGGAUCCCUUUCAAUCACAGCCAUGGUGAUUGGUUAGAGGCCUCAUAUGCAAACUGCAGCCUUCUGCGAUAUGAGUAUUGAUCCUUGUCGCAUGUCCGUAUUAGACUCGGAAGCAGUCAUAGUAGAGACAACAUUUAGUGCUUCAGUUAAUAAAUGAGAAUGUAGAUGAGUUGCACAUUUUUUAUAACCUCAUUAAUAUGUUGUUUUCCCUAGAAGAUGUUUGUUUAGCAAAUCAGUCAUUUCGGAAAGGAGCAAGAUGGAAAAAAGGCUACAAACUCUUCAGGAAUUACCUGCAUGACUUUAGAGCGCAAAGAUCCGCAUAAGAUGAAAUGAAAAUGUUUUUAAAGUGUCGGUUUAGCUCUCCAGGACCUUGUUUCCAUCAAAGUGGCUUUAAAAUGCUGUACCAAACCACGUCAUUUCCUGCAAAAAGCUCUUGUUGCAGUUUUGGUUUAUGAAAAAUAUUUUAGAAAUAGCUGCGCGACAUGCUUUCAUCUCUAAUUCCAUGUAUUUUGCAUUUUGUGUACGUUCGGGUUCCCUGACUUCCCAAACAAAAACGACCAAAUGGAGAAUUUUGAUUAUUUUAUUUUUAUUCUGUUAUCAUUUAAAGCUAAAUUUAUGCAUAAAUGUGUUCUAUUCCACACUUCUCGUCCCAAAAGACACGUUUCUAGUGUAGGUUUCCGUAACAUUUCAGGUUAUCAGCAAACAAUACAUCCACUAAAGUUGAAUGAAAACAUUUUUGCCAGUGUUUAUAAAACAUUUCCGUUUCCACAGCCUACAUCAGCAAACUGUUUUGCGGACAAAAAUAAAAUAAAUUGAACGCCUCUGACCACUUCCGCUGCGUCAAAUACGCAAUUAGAAAAAGGGUCCAUUGCAAGGGUGACCACUGCAGUAACGUUUUACAUGCGAUAUAUUGUGCAGCCCUAUUCUUAACUCUCCUUUUUUGGACUCUCUUCCCGCUGCUGUGCUAUUUUAUGAGAGUUUAUGGCAUUUGCUGUUUUAUUUUGAAGUAAUCUCAGUGUGUGAGGCAAGCAGGACAGAUUAAAUCGGUGCCGUUUCCUCAGCUGCCUCAAGCCCCUUUUGUUCUUCUCUUUAGUUUACUUCUGCCUCGUUUCUGCUGUAAAUCAGUAGGAUUAUGCAUUCUGAGCCAGCUAGAUCUCCUGCUCCUCCUGUCUCGGUGGACCUGACGGCGCACCGAGACGUCUCCUGCACAGAAGGACCAUCGCGUAGCUGGAUCGCCUCUCCGUUCUGCUGCAUCUGUAUAAGGACAGAUGUUUGUUUCUCGGCCUCGUCAGCCUCGCCCUCGAUAAUGUACACCACUUUACAUGCUUUACCACCACCUGGACAACUCCCCCCCACCACCUGGACAGCUCCCCCCCACCCUCAUAUGAACUGUACUUGCGUGCCUGAAUCGUGUGAUGUGUGAAGUAAUGAUGGCACAGUUCUUUUGCCUUGCGGUAUUUUUAUGAUUUGGAUAUAAAUAUGAGCUUACAGCUCUUGCUGACUGAACUCGCCCAUAGACUUCUGAAGUGGCGCGUCAUUCUGUAGCCCACCUUAGGAACUCCAUGUCUGGUUUUCUCUGACAUGAAUGGGAUUUUUUAAAAAUGUCCUGCCGCAAACAAAAAACCUGAUGCAUUUUGGCCUACGUACAUUUUUCUACCAUCACUGGAUCCUCUGUAUUAUGUCAGUAAAGAGCUGAAAUAUGGAGGUGCAUGUUAAUAACAAGCUGCCCUUCCUGCGCAUUGAAAUUAAGAAUGUAUGCUAUUAAACUUCAACACCAUCAUAUAUCAGUGGUGAAUCAUGAGAAAGGCCUAGAGUGACGUUUGUUUCCUCAUCAAACUGGUCCCACCCAUUGGAAUUCAGAGCAUGUCAGUCAGUCUGCUGUGUAAGGACGACUCUGCUUCUGAAGUUCUAACCGAUUGGAAAGAUGGCUUAUAUCUACCUACAUUCCAUGGAGAACAAUUCCUGAUUGGCCUGUUCUCAGCUUGGCAUUUCAAGAAUUUAGUCCUCUUGUUUCUGUCCAGAACUUGACAACGAAGUGAGAGUAGUGCUGUAAAACAUGCAGAGUUCGAAUACAAGCAUGAAUCUCUUGAAUAAAACUGCUAAAAAUUAUUUUAUUCCCAGAAAUCAAUGUGCAUUCUUUAGGGGUUUAAAAGGCCCUGUGGCUUUCCCUGUGUUAUACACUCUUUUUAAAAAAAAUGGUUCAAGGGUUCUUUAGUAAAGAAAAUGGUUCUGUAUAGAACCAUGAACACUCAGAGAACUCUUUAAAUAAUUAAAGGGUUCACUGCAUUGUGAAAGGGUUCUUCAGAUGGAUGGAGAAUGCGUUAAAGAUGGUUAUAUGUGGAAGCAAGCUUGUAUCGAAACAAUAGCAGAACCCUUUUCAGAAAGGUUCUAUAUAGAACCACCUAUAGCACAUUCUCCACCAAUCUGAAGAACCCUUUCAUAAUGCAAUGAACCGUUUAAUCAUGCAAAGAGUUCUUUGAUUGUUUAUGGUUCUAUAUAGAGCCAUUUUCUUCACUAAAGAACCCUUAAAGGACCAUCUUUUUGAAGUGUGUAAACAAACAGCAGCUACACCAAAUGAACUCUACGGCUGCCAAAGCACACUUUGUAAAGCUUGCUGGGUUGUUUGUGGUAGUUUGGUGAGGUUGCCAGUCUGAUGACCCUUCAGUGCGCAGUGUUGGCUCACAUGUAGCAAAAUUCAUAUUUUGGCUACUCAACGACCUUGUAAUUCUGCCCACGUUCAGAGGAAAAUGUACCUAGAACAAAAUGUAUCAUGUUCUGAACCUUUUUGUUUGCCACUUAGAAAUGAUUUUCAAAAAUCCCAUUCGCUUCUGUCACAGACAAAAGCAGGAGUUUCUAACGCUACAGAAUGACGAGACAACUUCAGAAACCUAUAGGGAAGUUUAUGGACACUGACUGUGAUGAAGGGGUGCUGAGCUUGACUGGACUGUGACAGUAUGGAUUUGUAAAUCCUCAUUAGGGUUCAUAUCCCUAUGCCUCCAUGUUAGUUCACCUGAACCUAAGCCCUCCACUAUGCCCAGUCGUUUAGUGACCGAUUUGGUUUUGGAUAAAUGGGAGAUGAGCACCUAUUGGACCUUUUAUUAGUAACUGCGGCACGGUCUCAUUUGAUCUUGUAUCAGAUCGGCGGACUCGGUAAUGUAGUCUAACAGGAGAAAGUAAUCGCAAUGAAGAUGCUCCCUAUUUUAACAGAUAUUUUCUGUAUUUUCUCAUCUCCUUGCUCAAUCCAUCAAUAUUUUGUAUAAAUCAUUUGUUACAUAAGGUCACAGAUAUAUUAAACGUUCUCAUUGUUUGCAAAUUU